Molecule: messenger RNA, 1488 nt
Organism: Macrosiphum euphorbiae (potato aphid)
Lineage: Eukaryota; Metazoa; Arthropoda; Insecta; Hemiptera; Aphididae
Source: the annotation of a GenBank genome assembly
AUGGAUGACGACACUAUCGAUAAAUUUUCCAGUCAAUCUGUUUAUGAUCAUGAUGGUUGUGAAAAGACACCACUUUAUGCCAAAAAUAACAAUGAAAAAGCUCUACUUAAAUUAAUUGUAGGUUUUUGUAUGGUAUUUUGCAUUGGAUUAUUAAUUAUUUUAUUAAUUCACAUUCAUUAUGGAUCACAUCAGUUAGUACCUCAUGGAAAUGUAGCAAGUGAUAAUGAUCAAUGCUCUCAACACGGAAUUGACGUGCUCAAAAUGGGCGGUAAUGCAGUUGAUGCAGCAAUUACUGCUGCAUUAUGCAACUCUGUAGUACUCCCUCAUCUUUCAGGAUUAGGAGGAAGUGGUGUUAUGGUGGUGUAUGAUCAUCGAACUGGUAUAGGAAAUACAAUUGAUUUUAGAGCUACACAUAGUUCCCAUAAUAUUAUCGGAGUACCAGGUUUUAUAGCAGGAUUGUUUUAUGCUAAUGUAAAAUAUGGAAUUCUUCCUUGGAAGACACUAGUUGAACCUUCCAUAAACCUAGCAAAGAUGGGCAUAACUGUUACCAAAAGUUUACUUGAAGCAACUCAUCAGAAUACCACUAUGUUAGUGAAAGAUGAUAACCUUAAACAUUGGUUAUCCACAGUAUCAACUAGAUCACCUGGUCAAAUAGUUAAAGCACCAAAUGGUCUUAUAAAAACUCUUACCUCAAUAUCUUUAAAUGGACCCAUUGAAUUUUACAAAGAAAUGUCUAAAGAAUUGGAGUCUACCUUAAAGCCAGAUGAUGUAAUUAGCUACCAACCGCUUAUUUUACCAGUAUUAAAACAAAAUUUUAUGAACUAUUGCAUUAUAACUUCAAAUAAUGGUACCGGAGGACCAAUUUUACUGGAAGUAUUAAGUAAAAUCAAUAAUACUAAUACAAAUGUUGAAGAUCUAUCAUUAUUGAAUAGCUUUAAAAGAGAUAAUUGGAAUCAAAAUUCAGGAUUACAAGUUUCUACUACAGAUGCUUUUGAUCUUUAUGUAACUAUUAUAAGUGGUCUUGGUUCUGUUUUUGGAUCCCAUAUUUUAACUAAUUCUGGUUAUAUUUUGAAUAAUAUUUUGGAUUCAAAUCUUAAAGAUCAUAUAAUAAAUCAAACAGAACGAGUGACAUCAUUGCAUUUACCAGUUAUUGCUGUAGAAACAGGAAAUAUAUGUGGAAGAAGAUUAAUCUCAGGUGCUGCUGAUGUACGUGAUGGUACUCAAUUACUUUUAUCAAUGUUAAAAACAGAUCCCCAAGACAUAUUGAGUGUUAAUAAUAUUCCUCGUUUUCGUUUAAAAAAUAAUGAUGUUGCAAUUGAAUAUCCAAGUAAUAUAACUAAACAAUUUUCAGAAUUAUUAUUAAGUAAUGGAUUUAAUUUAUCUGAAGCAACUUUGCCUUAUCCUACUUCUAAUAUAGUACAAAAAGAGGGAGAUAGAUCUGUUGCUUUCUCUGAUUCUCGUGGAUCUGGGAAAUCUUAUACUUUAUAG